AUGUCCAAUACCCUUGACAAGUAUCAAGAGAAAAUUGGUUGUUUCAUACAAAUUCCAAAUAUUGGAAGAGGUCAAGUAAAAUAUGUAGGUACCGUAGAUGCGAAACCAGGACACUAUGCAGGUAUUGAUCUAUUGGCUAAUAUUGGUAAGAAUGAUGGUAGUUUUAAUGGUAGAAAAUAUUUUGAUACAGAAUACCCGAAAAGUGGUCUGUUCAUUCAAUUGAACAAAGUUGCUAAUUUGAUUGAAAACGCCACAAUUUCUAGAAGAAAUACAUUAUUACCUCAAAAUGAACAACUUUCACGUAAUAACAGUCUUGGAAGUGUGAGUAAAAAUCAAAAAUCAAACGUAUUAGUAACGCGACACUCAUUAACCGAACAGAAAUCACCUACUCCCGUUAGAACCUCUAGAACCUCGAGUAACAGAAAUGUACAGAUUGUGUCAAAUAUUGACUAUAGAUUACAGGAUCAUAACGACGAUCUUAUGGAUAUAGACACACCAUCAUCUGCACCUCGUAGCACAAACGAAAUUUUUCAAAAUAUUAAUGUCAUAAGAGAAUACGAAUUGAAGGUAGAAAAGCAACAGAGAAAGAUAAUAGAAUAUGAGAGGUUGUUAAAUGAUCAGAGGAUCGUUCUUGAAGAAAUACAGCCAACAAUAGAUGCAUGUGAAAAUAAUAUUCGUGAAAUAGAGCAAGAGAGAGAUCAACUGAAGGCUCAAUUGGAUCACGAGCGUGAGCAACAGAAGAAACAAAAACAAUAUUUCGAGACAGAGCACGAACAGUUAUUAGAAGUUGUUACUCAGCUUCAUCAGGAGAUAACAGAGAACGAAAGGCGCAUUGCUGAAGAAAAGAAGCAGCAAGCUUCCGCUGCUACCAGCACCACUACUAACAUAGAGCUUGAAGCAUUGAACCAAGAGUUGGAUGAACUAAGAAAGUAUAAAGAUGAAACGGAAUAUGCCAAAAAAAAAUGGGAUAAAGAAAAGGAGCAGUUGAGAAUGCACAAUGAAUCAUUGAGCAAGGAAUAUCAAGCUCUCAAUAAAGAGUUACUGAGCAUGUCAAAUAGUAGUAAUUCUGAUGACAAGCUAAAAAAAGAGAUACUCCAACUGAAAGAGGACCUGAACUUGGCGCAUAAUAGAAUUGAUGAGCUUACAAAAUCUACAACAAAUACCGGUGCCCUUCAAGAACUUCAAGAAGAAAACAUACCCCAGUCAUUGCCGUUAUAUGAACCGGAAAAGAAAAUCGAUGCUGCUGCUGGUAGAAAGCUUUGGUGCGUUUUAUGUGAAAAAUCUGGACACGAACAGAUUGAUUGUCCAUUCCAAUACGGAGACAAUGCAUGCAGUAACGAUGCGAACUCAAACGAACCUCUCUAUUUCUAA
Messenger RNA from Kazachstania africana CBS 2517, 1371 nucleotides. RefSeq names its product Bik1p (gene BIK1). Bases 1 to 1371 code for a protein of 456 amino acids. Gene Ontology annotation, cellular component: cell tip; microtubule associated complex; spindle. Gene Ontology annotation, biological process: nuclear migration involved in conjugation with cellular fusion; establishment of mitotic spindle orientation. The transcript has a single exon. The record is from RefSeq and is a predicted model, not a curated record. NCBI's taxonomy places the organism in Eukaryota, Fungi, Ascomycota, Saccharomycetes, Saccharomycetales, Saccharomycetaceae.